Molecule: messenger RNA, 985 nt
Organism: Pneumocystis carinii B80
Lineage: Eukaryota; Fungi; Ascomycota; Pneumocystomycetes; Pneumocystales; Pneumocystaceae
Exons: 3
Coding region: 46-939 (297 amino acids)
Source: RefSeq, a predicted model, not a curated record
CGUUUACUAGCUUCACUAAAUUUCUGGGUAUUAUGUUUUUAAAAAAUGGGAGAAAAAUACAGAAAUGAAGAUUUUUAUGAUACGGAAGGUUUAUCAAAAGGCCGAUAUUCUAGGAAGAAUGAUCGGAUAGACUAUAAUGAUGAUCAGAAUAAAAAUGUAUAUGAUCAAAGUUAUAAUACAUAUAAUAGUUCGUUGAGAUCAUUGAAAUAUGGUGAUGCUUCUAAAUAUUCUAAUUAUAAGAAAGAAUAUGAUGAAUAUCGGGAUAAAUCUAAGGAAUACGAGAGGGGAAUUUUUAAAACCCAUAAUACAUCUAGUUUGGAGAGUUUUUCAUCGUCGAGACAUGAUUAUGGUGUUUCUGGAUCUGAUAGAUCUCCACGUUUUCGUUUAAGGUCACCGUCGCCUUAUUCUGAGUCAUCAAAAUUACGAAAUUCACCAGAUUCACGUCAUCCUGUAUCUUCUAGUUCGUCGUUCAAAGGAUUCAGAGAAUCAAAUUCUUAUGGUUUUUCAAGUUCGUAUAAAGGUAACAAUUCAUCUUAUAGACAUUCAUCAACGGCAUCUGGGAAUAUGUCAACGUAUAAUCAAGCUUCUUCAGGUUUUCAGGGUUAUUCUGGUGGUUUUUCACGUCAAUACUCAUCUGGAAAUACUUAUCCGCCGUCAUCAUCAUCAUCAUCAUCACAUAGAAAUCUCUUAAAUAUGUCUGCAUGGGAGAUGGCAACUCGAACAUUUAUAUCGCCUAUUUAUGAACAAGAAAAAGAAUUUAAGAGGUUAAAUGAGGAAUUGGAAAGUUUAAAUGAAAAAUCUAAUGCAAUUUUUAAAGAAAAACGCUUAUCAAUGCAUGAAUGGCAGAAAUUGGCAUAUAAAUCCGAAAGAGAAGCUCAAAUUGUAGAGUUUGCUGAGAAGCACUUAGAGGCAACGGUAAAUGGUUCAUUGUUUACUUAAAAGGUUAUAUUUAAAUGUUAAUCAUCCAUAUACAUUAUAAAAAGUA